CCGACUAAAGUGUAUCAGCAGAUCGAUCGGUCUCAUUUGACUUUAUCUGUUUAUCAUGUAUACAUAUAAGCCUAUAUAUGCAACUCGCUAAAAACGAUUGUCACGGUAGAUAUCACAUGUAUUGGACAGCAAACAUACCUUGUCACGCCUCACGCAUUUAUGUGUUUGUUUUCAAACGCUUUGAGCUUUAGCUUGUAUCACAUGCGUACAGUUAAAACAUUCAAGUGACAAGAUGGCAGACAACAUAUCGAAUGUGAAAGUAGGCAGGGAAGGCCUACUGAAGAAAUUAGAGGAAUGGGGCAUCGAAAGCACGACCAUUGAACAUCCAGAGGUUUUUACAGUAGAACAGGCACUUCCCCACAUUUCUCACCUUGAAGGGAUGUUUGCCAAGAAUUUGUUUCUGCGGAGUAAAAAGAAGACACUGUAUCUGUUUUGUGCCCCCCACAAUGCCGACAUUAAACUGAAUGACCUUGCUAAGCUAUGUGGUGUCUCAGGAGGACUACGUUUUGCAGAUGAGUGUGUGUUAGUGGAAAAGCUAGGACUACGACAGGGCGCUGUAACCUUGUUUGGACUUAUCAAUGACCAGGCUAAGGAUGUGACACUAGUGUUGGACCGACGGGUCCUAGAUGGCACAUUUACUAAGAUUUACUUUCACCCUAUGGUGAAUUCUGCCUCUACUGCCAUCUCUCCAGCAGGCAUACAGGCCUUCCUCGAACAGACAGGACACCAACCGCUCAUUGUAGAUCUAAAAACCUCUGAAGAAUCCCAAAACUGAUUUCAAUUCAUUUUAGUUUAUACAAUUCAUUUGGAAAUAACUUUUUCAUACCAACUUCAUACCUUUUUUUUGUGCACUUGUGUUUUAAAACCUUUCAUUAUUAAUUCAUGACACCAAUCUGAUCAUAUGCCAGGAUAAAAAAAAAAUCAGAGUCCGGAUAAUUGCUGAAAUGAUUUAGACUGCUAAAAUGACAAAGCAAUUAUUUCUGAAGAGGAAAAGAGCAUUUUAUCAACUUUCUUUUUAUAUAUGCACUGUAUAUGCUUAUUAUUUCUACAUUUCAUGUUAUAAAGUUCUGAUAAACUAAAUAAUUAUGUACUUGUAUAGAAGUUCAUAUACAUGUAGCACACCCAUUAAUUGAUAAUGUGUGACGUUUUGAUGAUGUACUCUGUCACCUUCAUCAGACAAAUGACUGGGGGAGGGUAUGUAAACAAAGAUGUUAAAUAAAUACCAGUUGGCAACAAUUUUGUUAUGUUUACACAUCAAGAAAUAGGAGACAAAUCUAUAUUAGCUGAUAAGGGCAAAGCAAUAGUGGUCGUAGGCAUAGACAAUCAUGAGGGCCGUGACUACAGGACAACAAGACAUAUACAUAGCUUCAGGCCAAUCCAACUCAAAAGUUGAAAAGGCACCUCAUAGCCAUCCUCUCCAAAUCCAUACUAAGAGAACCAGAUUACUGAAUCCUGAUACAGGUAUCUGUAUUCCACUACAGAAAACACCCCUAAAAUGUACUGUAAACACACCAAUGAUUCAUAAAUGGGAAACCACUAAGACCAAUUGUGGACUGUACUGGGUCUAUUAGUUAAAAUGUUCCCACGUCGUUAGCAGACAUUUUUAGACCAUGUCAAGAACUGUUUCCAAGAUACCAUCUAUUAGCAACUCUAUGGCACUGCUAUGGGUAGUUCAGUGUCUCCCAUUGUGGCCAAUUCAUUCAAGGAACACCUGUGGCUGAAGCAAGAAGCAAUACUGCCACUGCCCCCAUGGUUUGGUUUGGUUUUAUAGGGUUAAACGUACUACUAACAGCUAGGGUCAUUGAAGGAAGU
Molecule: messenger RNA, 1812 nt
Organism: Mizuhopecten yessoensis (Yesso scallop)
Lineage: Eukaryota; Metazoa; Mollusca; Bivalvia; Pectinida; Pectinidae
Product: prolyl-tRNA synthetase associated domain-containing protein 1-like
Exons: 2
Coding region: 233-775 (180 amino acids)
Molecular function (GO): aminoacyl-tRNA deacylase activity
Source: RefSeq, a predicted model, not a curated record